AUGCUUUACGGCCAGAAUCUACCUUGGAGGGUGGCACUCAGACAGACGUCUCAAAGCCGAAUCAGCGUAUCGCGGACAGCAUCUUCCCACUUCCACUGCGCCAGCCGGAGUCAAUACCUAUCAGUUGCUGGAAGUAGCGCUCGAACACACAGAUAUCGACCAUCAUCAUCGUUAGCUCCUACGUACAACUUUUCUACAUCCUCGGCAAGAUGGAAAGAAAGGCCCAGCAGCUCGAGCAAAGAGGAUCACGAAGGGGCGAAGGAGAAAGAUGAUACUUCCCCGGAGGAGAAGAAAGCAGCCCGUAACCCCGAACGAGACGAGACAAACACCGUCGACUUCAAGAGCAAGGCACCGGAGCCGAUACCAUCGCGGUCAGCGUCAGACGGCAAGGGCGCAACAGCAGGAAGCGGUGGUGGCGAUGCAGGAUCAAGUGGGGGAGAUAGUGGGAGCAAGAAGCGCAGUAAGACGGAGCGCUCGCUCGCCAAACCCACCGUGCCGGAGGUCUAUCCACAGGUUAUGGCCAUACCUAUCGGCAAGCGCCCACUCUUUCCGGGAUUCUACAAGGCGAUUACUAUACGCGACCAGGCUGUAGCAACAGCGAUACAUGAGAUGGUCAAGCGAGGGCAGCCGUAUGUGGGUGCAUUCAUGUUGAAGGACGACAACGCGGACAAGGACACGAUAGACAGCAUGGACGAGGUAUACGACGUAGGGACAUUCUGCCAAGUUACGAGCGCAUUCCCGGUGCAAGGCGAGCAGCCGAGCAUGACUGCGGUUCUAUAUCCUCAUCGUAGGAUCAAGAUGACCUCGCUCAUACCUUCCAACCGCGAAGCAGAUGCUACAACGAAUAAGGCGGAGGCCACUGCUGCGGAAGCCACGCUCGAGGAUCAGCCGGCCAAGGAGCAAGAACCACAAGACAAGCAAGGUGACGUGGUGGCUAGCUUUGAGGAGAACUCUACGGAGCCAUCCAAGGCACUACAGCCAUACGAGUCGCUGUCAUUCUUGCGUAAGUACCCUGUCAGCUUUGUCAAUGUGGACAACCUAGCGGAAGAGCCACUCGAUAAGAAGAGCGGCACUGUGCGCGCUCUUGUAGCCGAAAUCGUCAACGUUUGUAAAGAGAUGGCCACAAUGAACCCGCUAUUUCGGGAUCAGAUCUCUACUUUUGCCAUGAGCCAGAACGCCGGCAACAUAGGAGAGGAUCCCGGAAAGCUCGCAGAUUUCGCCGCGGCCGUGGCAGCAGCAGAAUCUUACGAGCUGCAAGAGGCACUUUCGUCACUGAACAUCGAGCAACGGCUGAGCAAAUCACUUGAGGUCCUCAAGAAGGAACACAUGAACAUGCAACUGCAAUCGAAGAUCGUCAAAGACGUCGAGAGCAAGAUCCAGAAGCGGCAACGAGAGUACUGGUUGCAUGAGCAGCUGAAGGGCAUCAAGCGCGAAUUGGGCAUGGAAUCUGACGGUAAAGACAAACUCAUUGAGAGAUUCAGGGACAAGGCCAACAAGCUUGCCAUGCCUGACGGUGUCAAGAAGGUGUUUGAGGAGGAGCUCAACAAACUUGCACAUCUGGAGCCGGCUGCAUCAGAAUUCAACGUCACGCGAAAUUACCUGGAUUGGCUAACACAGAUCCCCUGGGGUCAGAGGAGCGCCGAAAACUUUGGCAUCAAGAACGCAAUGAGGGUCCUGGACGAAGACCAUCACGGCCUUAAGGAUGUCAAAGAUCGGAUUCUCGAGUUUAUUGCUGUCGGUAAGCUUCGAGGGACGGUUGAAGGAAAGAUUCUGUGCAUGGUUGGUCCGCCAGGUGUAGGCAAGACAAGUAUCGGCAAGUCUAUUGCAAAGGCACUCAAUCGGCAAUACUACCGAUUCAGCGUUGGCGGCCUGACUGAUGUGGCCGAGAUCAAGGGUCACAGGCGGACAUACGUUGGAGCACUUCCCGGCAGAAUAAUCCAGGCUUUGAAGAAAUGCCAAACUGAAAACCCACUUGUGCUGAUUGACGAAGUCGACAAGAUUGGCCGAGGCCACCAGGGCGACCCUUCGUCAGCACUUCUGGAGCUGUUGGAUCCGGAGCAGAACAAUUCUUUCCUAGACCACUACAUGGACGUGCCUGUCGAUCUUUCCAAGGUACUCUUCGUCUGCACGGCAAAUAUGACCGACACGAUACCUCGACCAUUGCUGGAUCGUAUGGAAAUGAUCGAGCUCUCGGGCUACGUUGCGGAUGAGAAGAUGGCAAUCGCUGAGCGGUACCUUGCGCCGGCGGCCAAGGAGCUCAGCGGCCUCAAGGACGCGGAUGUGCAGCUGGAGAGAGAGGCUAUCGCUGAACUCAUCCACAAGUACUGCCGAGAGAGUGGUGUGCGAAACCUCAAGAAGCAGAUCGAGAAGGUCUACCGGAAGUCUGCGCUGAAGAUCAUCCAAGAUCUUGGAGAAGACGUUCUCUCCGAGGACAAAGCUCUUACAGAGGAAGGCAAAGCCGCGCAGCUGGAAUCAUCAAAGGAUACCACUGACGUCAAGGAAACGCCCGAGAACAUUGAGAACGAGACCACGGAGACUCCACGAAUAGCACUCAAGGUUCCCGACUCUGUACACGUUUCCAUUAACAAGGACAACUUGAAGGACUACGUGGGUCCGCCCGUUUACACGUCCGAUCGACUUUACGACAUCACCCCUGCCGGCGUUGCUAUGGGUCUGGCAUGGACACAGAUGGGCGGUGCCGCCCUCUACGUCGAAUCUAUCCUAGAGGCGGCACUGAACUCUCACUCUCGGCCCAAUCUAGAGCGCACUGGCAAUCUGAAGAAUGUGAUGAAGGAGUCGACGUCAAUAGCCUACAGCUUCGCCAAAUCAGUCAUGGCACGCGAAUUCCCUGGAAACCAGUUCUUCGAGCAUGCCCGGAUACAUUUGCAUUGUCCUGAGGGCGCGGUGCAAAAGGACGGGCCGAGUGCCGGUAUAACGAUGGCAACAAGCUUGCUCAGUCUGGCGCUAGACAAACGGCUGGACCCGACGAUUGCCAUGACCGGCGAGCUGACCGUUACGGGUAAGGUGCUUAGGAUUGGUGGGCUUAGGGAGAAGACAGUUGCUGCGAGGAGAGCGGGGGCCAAGAUGAUCCUGUUUCCGGCUGAUAAUCUGAGUGAUUGGCUGGAACUGCCUGAGAACAUCAAGAAUGACAUCGAAGGCAAGCCCGUAGGCUGGUACUCCGAAGUCUUCAAUAUCGUCUUCCCAGACCUAGACCGCAAUCAGGCCAACAGCCUAUGGAAAAAGCAGCUAGCCAAGCCAUCGAAAAAGAAGACUGCGGAGUUCUCGGAUGAAGAGGCGGACGAUGUUAACCCUACGGUCUGA
Messenger RNA from Coniosporium apollinis CBS 100218, 3321 nucleotides. Its product is annotated as lon protease like, mitochondrial. The record is from RefSeq and is a predicted model, not a curated record. The coding region runs from base 1 to 3321 and encodes 1106 amino acids. The transcript has 2 exons. Gene Ontology annotation, biological process: protein catabolic process; mitochondrion organization; protein quality control for misfolded or incompletely synthesized proteins. Gene Ontology annotation, molecular function: ATP binding; ATP-dependent peptidase activity; single-stranded DNA binding. Gene Ontology annotation, cellular component: mitochondrial matrix. Lineage: Eukaryota; Fungi; Ascomycota; Dothideomycetes.